AAGGCGACGAACAUACACACCCCGUCGGAACGACGGUGGUGGUGUAAAUAUGAGACAAUUACGUGGGGAGCAUGAAAAUUUGCUCGGCGAAAUGAGGGAAUUCGAUAGAUGGAAUUCCUUCAUUAACAUUCUCGUGGUGGUUGCGUGGGUGUGUAGUAUUGUUCUUCCGAACAUAAAAUUUUUAGUAGGAUAUGUGGCACCGAUGGAAUGUUAUCAAACGGUCAUGGGACUUUGUGGGGAAACGAAAAUAUCGAAUAUUAAAACGAGUUGGAAUAUUAUACUACGCAUCAUCUUGGAAAAUCCUAUGAAUCAAUAUUUGGUGGA
Molecule: messenger RNA, 324 nt
Organism: Funneliformis caledonium
Lineage: Eukaryota; Fungi; Glomeromycota; Glomeromycetes; Glomerales; Glomeraceae
Source: the annotation of a GenBank genome assembly